Coffea arabica (coffee) is the source of this 3322-nucleotide messenger RNA. RefSeq lists its product as uncharacterized. NCBI's taxonomy places the organism in Eukaryota, Viridiplantae, Streptophyta, Magnoliopsida, Gentianales, Rubiaceae. The record is from RefSeq and is a predicted model, not a curated record.
AACUCCUAAACCUUCUUCCAACAUACGAACCAAACGCCACCUUACUUGUAGAGUUGUAUAGUCCAUUUUCUUUCCAAGAAAAGAAGAAAAGAACCAAAAACAGAAAACCGACAAAAGCAUUAAGGGUACAAGCUGACAUUUGACAAAAAAAAAAAAAAACAUUAAGGGAAUCCGAGGAGCAAGGGGAGCUCGCUGCCGCCGUCACCAUUGCCGGAGUUGCUAUCUUCUUGCUAGGACCACCACUGCUUACAGAUCAUCAUGAAGAAAGUUCUGUACCACAACAAAAAGAAAGGCCGAGACCUGCUCCUCAAGGCAAAAAAAAUUCCCUUCCUUAUCGAACCCACCAAAAAAAAAAAAAGAAAGAGCAAAGACGUCGUCGUCCUCGUCUCACCGUCGAAAACAUGGACACUAAGAUCGGAGCAUUGGACACAUGUAAGCCACUUAGCAAUGACGUCUGUUGUCUCCCCACCAAUGGCGCCGUUACCAUCCACCAAUCUCCCAUUCCUUUCAACUCUGCUGACUCCACUCUCGGACGCAACCUUGCUCGCCGUCUCGUCCAGGUCGGCGUAAAUGAUGUCUUCUGCUUGAGACGACAAUAAUAUCGCCCGCUUAGUGGCGCUGGAUCCAAGCAGCCAUAACUUCAAAUUACCCAGUCGGAACAAUAGUUAGUCACUGGUCACUAGUAACCAGUCCAUUGUACUCGAGUGCCAGCUUCUCCCAGCAGCCAGCAAAACUUCUGCAAAAUGGUACAGAAAGCAUGGAGAAUCAUCCCAAGGCCACUACUGGAGACCAUCCUCAACAACCACGCUCAACAUCACCGUGUCCCACAACCCCUCAUUCUCCACGGUCCUCGCGGCGUUGGCAAAACCACCCUCAUCCUUGAACGUUUGCUGGAUGAUUGGAAUACUGGACCUCAUGUAACAGGGUAUGUGGACUUUGCAGAGAAUAUGAGAGAUCAGCACCCAAAGUAUGGCUGUUCAUUUCCAUGGGCAUCAUGGUCAAAUUGUCAGCCGCAGCCGGCACUUUUGUCUCUCAGAAAUCAGCUUGAAGAAAGCCUUGAGUCCAUGGUUAUAAGGGGUAUAAAGUUGGGUAAAAUUAGUUCGCAUCAAAUAUUUACUACUAUUAACAAAUGGCAUAAUCCCACUACAGCAAUUGAAAGGAUUUGUGGGUUGAAUGUCAUUAAUAGUUUAAGAAUUAACUCAAAAAGGGACGUCGUGAAAAGGGAUGAUUCUAAGAGGAGGAAAAGUAAGGUAUCUGCAGUUGCUGCUGCUAGUUCUUUGUCUAGUUUAUUGAAUUUGUGGGAUAGGGCUGUUUUUCAGCUAUCUGUUCGAUUAAAUGCCAAAGAGAGUUUUGGGGGGGAUGUGAGUUUGGUGGAGGAUUCGUAUUAUAGGGAAGCAAUGGCUGCAUUGGAGUUGGCUAAGGAGGUUAUAAAAGUGCAGCAAGGGUGGAGAGCUAAUGCUAUUAAGCAUUUAAAUGAGACAGGUGGCUUUUCAAGGCCUUUAGGCCAUUCAGCAACUGAUUGGCCUUGUUUAUUGCUUGAAUUAUUGUCUUCUGCUGCUGAAGUAGGUUACUUUCAGCCAAAGCUGGUGAUAAACAACAUUGAUGUCCUAAAGAAUGCAGUUUUGACAGAUGAUACUACUGUGAAUGCAUCCAUGUAUCAUGACAGCUUUAUAUGGAGGACUAUAGCUCUGUGUGUGAAUGAGAGAUGUCUUCCUGUGAUUCUUGUGACGUCAGAUAGCUACUACUCUUCCCAAGCUUUUAUUGAUUAUGGAUUUCCAGAUAUUUUCAUCUCUCGUGAGACAUUUGGGUGGACUCCAGCCGAAGCCAAUAUGCACAUGGUUAACGAUUACUUUACUCAAGCUGAGUGGAAUUUAAUUGUUGAGACCCUAGGGCCAAGUCCACGGCACCUUUUUGAGGUUUAUGCACUCAAGCUUAGUAACUAUUACAAUAAGGUCAUGGAUGAGAAAGGUAGUACCUUUGAAGACAUUGUGGAUGCAUACUUGGCAUAUCUGCAAUUAACUGUAGUUGAUCCUGCGAUGGAAAAAGCACUUCUGCACUUGCAAAAGUUCGCAUUGGAUGCACAAAGUGGAAAGGUUUCAAAAGACAGAUUGCGGUUUGGUGCUCCCUGGAGACAUCCUCCACAUACAGACGAUCCUUCCAUAUGCCACCAGUGGGCUAAGAUUCAACUGCUGGACUUUGUUCAGUCUCUAGUCAACACAGAAUUUGGGGUUAACUAUCUAGCCGACUGUAGUCUGGAGAUCUUGGAUGAUCCUUCAGCUGUUGCCUUGUUAGAGGUUGGUUUGCUUUAUGCCCAACGUGACCCUUCAUUCAUUCGCCCCAUAACACGUGGUAUCCAGAGAUGCCUUGCGAGAUGGCUUGUUCAGCAGCGGCUGCAAAUGAAUUUUAAGCAAUCUGUUGAGUUCCUUUGGCAAAGAAGUGUAAGGGGACGCAGUUAUCGCCAUUUGAUGUUGCAAAUACGGUAAAACAUGGAUAUGACAGGCCCUGUUCAAGCUAUGUUAACACAGACUCUCCUCCCAAUCCCAGAGCACCUGUUUCAACAUGACACAACUCAGGUGCCGGAUAAAUGUCUGAAAUGGUCAGACUCCGUUGGGUGCAUUAAAUAAUGUUUGAGGCUUAUGGCUGCAUCAACUGCUAUUCACCACUGUUGUUGAUGUUGGAGGGGAAGAACUAAUCUACAGUUUGUUGAGAUUGGAAGAGGAUGGAGGACCAAUUGAACUAAAAGUGAUGUGCUAGCAUGGAUUCUACUAUUAAAUCUGUCUACUGAUGGGAAUAUGGCAUCUGUGGUGAUGAAAUUGAUUGCACGAUGCCUCACUAGGGGGUUUUGGAGGGUUCAAUUCAUGUAAUCAAUGAGUUCAUCAAUGAGACAUGAUGAGAUGCUACCCGGAAAGAGGGGAAGAUGAAGAUUUUUUUUUUUUUUUGGGGGACAAGAUGCAGAGGAUAAUUUAAAAUUGAGGAAUAUUAAUAGCUCAACCUUAGAGUAGCAGUUGGACUUGAUGUACUAGAUGGGGCAAUCCAUGGAGAAGAGUACAAGGUUUUGCAGAGUAGCCUGCUGGUGAAUCAUUGGAUACGCAAAAUACAUACAUUUUUCUUUCUAGUUGCCAUUGGAUUAUUAUCAGAAUCCUUGUCAAUUCUAGGUUACUAGCGGAAUUCCCAUCUCAUCCUGUAGAAGAAUUUAUCCAAUGGCAUAUGAGAAAGAUCUUCCAGGUAUAGCUGCCUCUGCAGGUGCAAGUGAAUAUUUGUAGAAAUACAGAUAUGAAGCCGAAGAGGCAAAUGAUUGUAGAAAUUGCAGACGGCUUUCCAA